CGGUCUACUAUAACACAUGUUGUUCAAAAUGGCGACGGUCAGCCUCCUGCGAAACAUUAGAACCGGUCAGAAAUUAUCUUCUUUUUAUCUCUUACAAGGAGAGAUUGCUCGUCCGAACAGAUGCAAAACAUGCAGAAGUGUGUCAACUAGCAGAAUAUCGACUUUUUCGACUUUUUCAAAACCUAAAAGCGAUAGUUUUAAAGAUAAAUUUGGAGGAGGCUUACAGCAUCAUGAGUUUAUCCGUGGAUUGAGCAGAAACAUACACACAAGUACAACAGCAUUGUCAGGAAAGAGAGAUUUCUAUCAAGUACUGGGGGUUCCUAAAACAGCAACUCAGAAAGAAAUCAAGAAAGCUUAUUAUGAGUUGGCCAAGAAAUACCACCCUGAUAGGAACAAGGAGAACCCUGAUGCAUCCAAGAAGUUUGCUGAAGUUGCAGAAGCAUAUGAGGUUAUAGGAGAUGAAGGUCGGAGGAAAGAAUAUGACAUGGUAGGUCAAGCUGGUUUUGGAGCUGGUGGAAUGGGUGGUGGGGCUGGUGGCUUCCAGGGACAGUGGCAACAAUCAACCAUGGAUCCAGAGGAACUCUUCCGGAGGAUCUUUGGCAAUCAGGCUUUUGACCGAGGUGGCAUGUUUGACGAGUCAAUGUUUGGUGGAUUCAAUGCUGCUCAUGAGGUGGCCAUGGAUUUGACGUUCAGUGAAGCAGCCAGAGGUGUGAACAAGGAGAUAAACGUUAAGAUGGAGGAUAGGUGUGAACGAUGCAAGGGAUCUCGUGCUGAACCAGGAACAAAAACAUCAAAGUGUCAUCAGUGCAAUGGAACAGGACAGGAAACUGUGAACACAGGACCAUUUGUGAUGAGAACAACAUGUCGGCGUUGCCGUGGUACUCGAGUAAUCAUCAAUGUUCCAUGUAUAGUGUGUAGAGGAGCAGGACAGACCAUGCAAAGAAAGAAAGUAGUUGUUCCAGUACCAGCAGGUGUUGAAGAUGGUCAAACAGUAAGAAUGCCUGUUGGUAGUCAAGAGUUAUUCAUCACGUUCCGUGUUGCUAGGAGUAACCAAUUUAGAAGAGAUGGAGCAGACAUACAUUCAGAUGCUACCAUCAGCUACACUCAGGCUGCUCUUGGUGGUACAUGCAAGAUCAAGGGAAUCUAUGAUACUAUUACACUCAAUAUUCCACCUGGCACCCAUUCUCAUGCUAGGAUACGUCUACCAGGUAAAGGCAUUAGUCGUGUCAAUGGCUACGGGUUUGGAGAUCAUCAUGUUCAUAUCAAGAUCAAGGUCCCUACAUCUUUGGGAGAUAAACAGAAGGCACUACUAAUGGCGUAUGCUGAGGAAGAAUCAGGAGUAACAGGGACAGUCAAUGGACUUAGUAAAACACAGGAUGCCCAAAAAGCUAAAGAUGAGCCUUUAGAUGAGAGUGAUGAAGAGAAAGAACCAGGCUUCUUUGGAAGAUUACUAGACAGAAUCAGAGGAAAUUAAUCAUGACAUCAUGGCAGAACUUUCUAGGAGCCAACAUUGUGACUGACGACCCGCAGGGCAUGGUGGGAAGGAUCCGUCUUGGUCUAAACACUCCUAAUUCUCAAGAGUUUGCCACAAAGGUAGCAGAUGAUAUCAAUGAGAAAGAAGAUGAUACCAAAAGAUCCAGCAAAUCCUGAAACCCUCAGACAUUUUAGAUGCAUAUCCAAUCACAAUUAACUUGUUCAUCAUUGUGAUGGGCCAGAAGAGAGAAGGGAUAUUGUCUUCAACUAUGGCAAACUGGAUCAAUUGCACUGAUUGAAUUGAAUUAUGGCAAGCCAUUUGUGCGGGAUGUGUGUCACAAUAUCCUAGACACUAUUUUAAACCGUGACAAGUCAUCAAUUUCUUUAAUUUAAUUCAAUUAUGGCAGGCUAUCUAUUUAGGUGGUGUGUUGCAAAGUCCUAAAAAUUGUUUCUAACGUAUGGGAAACCAUUUGUGUAGGAGGUCUGUCACAAAGGACUCCAACUAUGGCAAGCCAUCCAUGCCAUUAUUUUUUCUCAAUAUUCCUGGUAUUGGUCAAGUGCAAGUCAUAACACUAAUUAUCAGAUAUUGCAAGUUUAUGGUCCAUUAAAGGAAUUAAAAAAAAAUGCACAUACUUUCAAAGAAUGAUAGUUGGUGUAAUUUCAUGCAUGAAGAGCCUGUCAUAGGAAAAUGGAAUCUCAGUUCUUUUUAUUCUUGGAAAUAGGAUCCCCAGCUGAUGGUGGUAUUGAUCGAGUGAAGACCUUGGCCCUGUCUUACAAAGAGUUGCAAUUGAUCCAAUCAACCACAGCUAUGGAAAGCCAGCAAUGUCAACAUUUUCACUGCAUGUUUGUUCAAAACAUUUUCUAGAUAUGAUGUAUAUUCAUACAUUUAUUGUUUUCUUGAAAAUUCAUUGUGCUCCUCUUUGUUUACAAAGGAAUUUGUGCAAAUUUCCUGGAGUAAUAAUUAUGACAUUGAUGGAUUUCCAUAUAGCUGAGGUUGAUGGGAUCAAUCGUAACUCUUUGUAAGAUGGGGCCUGGAUGUGUAAUAAAAUGCUUCAUGAACCUGGGAGCGUUUUACAAAGAGUUAAGUAUGACUUAAGAGUUGUACUUACAUGUCCAGUUGCAUGCCGGUCAAAGGCAUCACUGCAUUGGUCAAAUUAAAUUCUAAUAGGAUGCGCGCUACUGCGUAUUGAUAAUAUUGCAUGUUACAUAUUAUGUGCGCAUCAGCACUAAGCAUGACUCUAAAUCAUACUUGUAAAACACCCCCGGUAACAAUCUAAAUUGUUAUUAUCCAGUGUAAGAAAAAUUGGUCAAUAUCCCGAGGUGUGGAACUAGAAUAGAAGACUGACUGGAUCUUGGUGAAUUUAUGAGGAGUGUAUAGAGAAAGGUAUACAUUGGAAUUCACAUUCAUUAUUUUUAUUUCCAAAGUCACAAGCUGCUUCUGAUGUAUAUGACAAUACUGUGUAAGGGCAGUUCCCAUGAAUAUGAUUAUUUCUAAGAGGUUCUUCCAGUUGCAAUUUCUUGAAAGGGAAAUCAAAAUAUCACAAAUUUUGCUUCCUUUCAUCACCACCCACCCAUCCAUCAACCCUCAAUCUUAUCUUGCAAUACAGUACGCACUUUAACUAUCAUUCAGUUACCAUGUCAUUCUCCAUUGUCUGAAAUAGAGCAAUAACUUAUCGUACUAAUCACUAAACAUGAUUUUACAAAAGGAAGAAGUAUGACAGCUGUGGAAAUUGAUAUUCACCAUUAACUGAUGAAAUUUUGUAUGUUUGAACCACUUGUACUCCUUUUAAGGUGCAUAUUCUUUUUCAUUGUGAUAAUAUAAUCGUACAAUAUAUUUUUAUUUAACUGUAACCAUUGGGUCAUUAUUAUGGAGAAGUUAGAAUAAGGUUACGUGAGUGGUAGAUGAAGGUUCAUAGCUGGCCAGUGAUAAUGAUGAACAUUUGGAUGUCCAUUCCUGAAUAAUGCUCCAGUCACAAUGGGUAAAUCGACUCCAUACCAACAAACUCUGCCAUGUUAUUACCUAUGACUUACCAUCAGUAGGUUUGGAGUCUAUUCCUGUUAGAUGUGACUGUAGCAUUAGGGUAUGCAGGUCUAUCAAUAUCUAUCCGUCUUACAAAGAGUAGCAAUUGAUCGGAUCAAACACAACUAUGGAAAGCCAGCUACGUCAACAUCUAAAAUGCAUGUUAAUUCAAACUAUUUUCUAGAUCUGAUAUUCAUUCAUCGUUUUUUUAAAUUUUAGUGUGCUUCUCUUUGUUAACUAAGGAUAUUAUGCAAAUUUCCUGUACAAGAAAUUAUGAUAUUGAUGGAUUUUCAUAUAAAGGUUGAUAAGAUCAAUUACAACUCUUUGUAAGACGGGGUCCUGGUUUCCUUCUGAUAAAGCAGUGCAGUAUGUUCUUAGCAUGUAUUAAAGAAUAUGAAACCAUCAUUUAACAUCCUAUCCAUAGGACACAUUAUUAUUAUUAUUAUUAUUAUUACUUAUUAUUUGUACUGCGCUUUUCCCAUUAGGCCCAAUGCGCUUACAAUGAAUUAAUUAAAUGUAAUAUUUUAAAAA
This is a messenger RNA of Lytechinus pictus (painted urchin), 4024 nucleotides long. Its product is annotated as dnaJ homolog subfamily A member 3, mitochondrial-like. The coding region runs from base 17 to 1474 and encodes 485 amino acids. Gene Ontology annotation, cellular component: mitochondrion. Gene Ontology annotation, biological process: protein folding; response to heat; mitochondrion organization. The transcript has 11 exons. NCBI's taxonomy places the organism in Eukaryota, Metazoa, Echinodermata, Echinoidea, Temnopleuroida, Toxopneustidae. The record is from RefSeq and is a predicted model, not a curated record. Gene Ontology annotation, molecular function: protein kinase binding; heat shock protein binding; ATP binding.